UAGCUCAGGCUUCCUGCCACCUCCUCCCCUCCCCCAGCGGCUUGGGCCGGGCGCCCCAGGGAUGGACUCUCCCCACUCCGGGCCGGCACUGGAGGCUCAGCCCACACCCUCGGGCGGCUCGGCGGGCGCGCAUUGUCUGCCCCGAGGCGUGCUCCCCCUCCCCCGCCCGCCGUCCCGUCACCUCCCCACCCUAUGCUUUCCCCUCCCCUCUCUCCAGCCCGCUCCUCCUCCUCUUCACCUCCAGCGCCCGACAGCUCGCAGAGCGCAGUUCCGACCCACAGCCUGGCACCCUCCUGCGAGUGCUGUUUAUUUAGGCUCGGUGAGUCCAAUCAGGAGCGCAGGCUGCAGUUUUCCGGCAGAGCAGCAAGAGGCGCCUCCUCUCUCCUUUUUAUUCUCCUGCCGCGGCGCGCAGCCCCGGGACUCGCGCUCGCCUGCCCGCCAGCGCCCUCGGCCUCUGCUCUCGCUGGCCCGCCCGCCGGGGAGCGGGAGCACCCUCCGCCGCCCUGCUCCCACUUCAGGCCCACUUCAGGACCCAGAAGUCUGUAGAAGCUCGGGAACCCUGGGCCUGCCCAAGCUAGCUGGGGCGACGGACAUCAGCGACUCCAGAGCCACUCUAGCGUGGGGGCCCUUCAUGCCUUCUCCCCCCACCUCGUCUUCCUCCUCCUGCUGCUGCUCCCUGGGUGGGGAUCGCGGUCCCGGCGACGCCUGCAGCUGCACGACGCCAAAGCGCCACCCCGAGACGGCGGCGGGUCCUUCGCAGCUGGCCAUCCCCUUCGGAGCCUCUGAGACUGCAGACGCCAGCGACUCGGGGGCCUUUCCAGCGCGGGAGUCCUUCAUGCCGCCGUCCCCCACCUCGUCCUCGUCCUCCUGCUGCUGCUCCCGGGCCGGGGAGCGCGGCCCCCGCGAAGCCUGCAGCUGUCGGACCCAGAAGCUAGACACCGAGGCGGCUGCGGGGCCGCCUGCCCGUUCGCUCCUGCUCGGCCCCUACUCCUCGCAUCCCUUCGGCGCUCCGCACGGGCCCGCGGCGCCCGGGGUGACAGGCACCCCCGGGAGCGCCCUGUCGAGCUGGGAGGACCUCCAGCUCUUCACUGACCUCGACCAGGCUGCCACCGCCAGCAAACUGCUGUGGUCCAGCCGCGGCGCAAAGCGGAGCCCCUUCGCCCCCGAACAGCCCGAAGAGAUGUACCAGACGCUGGCGGCCCUCUCCAGCCAGGGCCCAGCCGCUUACGAGGGCGCGCCCGGCUGCUUCGUGCACUCGGCCACCGCGGUCAGCUCCCCGGUUUACGUGUCCACGGCGCGCGUGGGCUCCAUGCUGCCCGGCCUGCCGUACCUCCAGGGCCCGAGCAGCGGGCCCGCCAACCACUCGGGGGCCGCGGGCGCGCACCCCGGUUGGCCCCAAGCCUCUGCCGACAGCCCCCCGUACGGCGGCGGCGGAGCGGCAGGCGGUGGGGCGGCGGGCCCCGGGGGCGCGGGCUCGGCCGCUGCGCACGUGUCGGCGCGCUUUCCCUACCCUACCCCCUCCUCGAUGGCCAAUGGCGUGGCACGGGAUGCUGGGGGCUACGCGGCAGCCGGCAGUGGGGCCGCCCCCGGGGUGGGCGGCGGCGGCGGGCUGGCGGCCAUGGGCGCACGCGAGCACCAGUAUAGCUCCCUGAGCACCCCGAGGCCGCUGAACGGAACCUACCACCACCCACAUCACUCCGCCCCCUACUCGCCCUAUGUGGGGCCGCCGCUGACGUCUGCCUGGCCCGCAGGGCCCUUCGAGACCCCGGUGCUCCAUAGUCUGCAGAGUCGCGCCGGCGCCCCGCUCCCGGUGUCGCGGGGCCCCAACGCAGACCUGCUGGAGGACCUGCCGGAGAGCCGCGAAUGCGUCAACUGCGGCUCCAUCCAGACCCCGCUGUGGCGGCGGGACGGCACGGGCCACUACUUGUGCAACGCCUGCGGCCUCUACAGCAAGAUGAACGGCCUCAGCCGGCCCCUCAUCAAGCCGCAGAAACGUGUGCCUUCCUCCCGGCGACUUGGACUGUCCUGUGCCAACUGUCACACCACAACAACCACUCUGUGGCGUAGAAAUGCUGAGGGUGAACCUGUGUGCAAUGCUUGUGGACUCUACAUGAAACUCCAUAGGGUUCCUAGACCACUUGCAAUGAAAAAAGAGGGAAUUCAGACCAGGAAACGAAAACCGAAGAACAUAAAUAAAUCAAAGACUUGCUCUGGUAAUAGCAAUAAUCCUGUCCCCAUGACUCCCACAUCCACCUCUUCUAACUCAGAUGACUGCAGCAAAAAUACUUCACCUACAGCGCAAACUACAGCCUCAGGGGUGGGAACUUCAGUGAUGUCUGGUCCGGCAGAGAACAGUAAUCUGGAGAACAGUGAGCUCAAGUACUCAGGUCAAGAUGGGUUGUUCAUAGGUGUAAGCCUGGCCUCCCCCGCUGAAGUCACAUCCUCCGUGAGACAGGAUUCCUGGUGUGCUCUCGCCCUAGCCUGAGACUGGCUGGCGGGGACUGAAGAGCAUCAGCAGCCUGCAGGACCUGCGCUGAUGUUGUCAAGCAGUUCACAUUGGUGCGAGUAUGUUGACAAAAAACAGUCUUGACACGUGAUCUUCGUGCCUUGAUUUUUGAAAGAUAUAUACAAAAUUUCCUAAGAGGCUUGUUUAGCCUUACCACCCACUCCCUGUCAGGGGAAGAAUGAGACAGAAGAUGGAGUGCUUGCCGGGAAGGGCCAGUGGGGCCCACAGCACGUAGUCUCCUUCUGGGUCAUGCAGCCCCUUGGAUCUGCCGGGGGAUUUGUUGUCCACUGAGCCGAUUCCAGAAACUGGGACUAAGACCAGGGCCUUGCCUGCUAAGGAACAUUGCCAGUGAUUAAAACAAAACAACAAAGCAGAACUUUGAUAUGUAUUGUCCCAAAUGAUGUACUUCUGAUGGAUUUUGGUUGUUCCAGAAUUUCCUCGGUUGUUCCAGAAUUUCCUCAUGCCCUUUCCACAUCCAGACCCCAAUGUGUCCCUGGAGAAGACCGCCUGAGGCCAUUUGGUACACACCUGGAGGCCAAGUCGGUUCAUGAAAUCUCUUGUUGAUGUAUUUCUGUUUAGGAGACUGCAUCAUAAUUGCAAUUACACUAUGACUGCUGUUCUCAAAGUUCAUAUUGUGUGACUGAUCUGAAGUCAGUCAGAUUUGUAAACAGGGUAGCAAACCAGAUAUUUUUCUUCCAUGUAUACAAUAAUUGUUUUAAAAAGUGCAAUUUGCGUUGCAGCAAUCAGUGUUAAAUCACUUUCAUAAGAUUUAACAACAUUUUUUAUAAUGAAUGUAAACACUUUAACUUAAUGGUACUUAAAUAAUUUAAAAAGAAAAAUGUUAACGUAGACAUUCUUAUGCUUUCUUUUACAACUACAUCCCAUUUCUAUAUUCCAACUGUUAAGAAUAUUUCAAGAACAAAUCUUCUCAGGAAAAUUGCCUUCAUCCAUUUGUUAAGCAUUUUUAUACAAGGACACUGAUAUUUCCCCUCCUUUCCAUUACUGUGGAAUACAUGCUGGAAAAAUGCAACAGAAUUUACUACCUAUCAUGUGACAUUUGUAGACACACUUGGCAUCUGUGCACUAUGAUGGAGUCUCUCCAGUGUGACUGACCCACAGGCAGGUUGGCUUACAUUUAUUAUUUUUUUUAAAUGGGAUGUCAUGGAAACCUAUUUCACCAGAGUUUUAAAAAAUAAAAAGGGUAUUGCUUUGUCUUCUGUACAGUGAA
Molecule: messenger RNA, 3734 nt
Organism: Erinaceus europaeus (western European hedgehog)
Lineage: Eukaryota; Metazoa; Chordata; Mammalia; Eulipotyphla; Erinaceidae
Gene: GATA6
Product: GATA binding protein 6
Exons: 7
Coding region: 62-2485 (807 amino acids)
Biological process (GO): negative regulation of transcription by RNA polymerase II; cell fate commitment; epithelial cell differentiation
Cellular component (GO): nucleus
Molecular function (GO): DNA-binding transcription factor activity, RNA polymerase II-specific; RNA polymerase II cis-regulatory region sequence-specific DNA binding; zinc ion binding
Source: RefSeq, a predicted model, not a curated record